Notechis scutatus (mainland tiger snake) is the source of this 2531-nucleotide messenger RNA. The record is from RefSeq and is a predicted model, not a curated record. NCBI's taxonomy places the organism in Eukaryota, Metazoa, Chordata, Lepidosauria, Squamata, Elapidae.
CGGACUCACGGGGUGACCAUCUUCCAAUAUAUUGGGGAGCUUUGCCGCUACCUGGUUAACCAGCCACAGAGCCCGGCUGAUCGGGAGCAUUCCUUGCGCUUGGCCGUGGGCAGCGGGAUGCGGCCGGACGUCUGGCGUGAAUUCCUCCGCCGCUUCGGAAACAUCAAAGUGGUGGAAACAUACGGCAUGACCGAAGGGAACGUCACCCUCUUCAACUACACCGGCACUGUGGGGGCCGUGGGGCGCGGCUCCUGGAUUUAUAAGUGUUUCAGUCCCUUUGAGUUGGUUCGUUUCGACGCUGUCCAAGGCGGUCCGCUAAGGGAUGAGGCCGGACGGUGCCAGCGUGUGGACAUAGGGGAACCGGGACUCCUGAUUUCUCCGGUGACAUUUCGUAACCCGUUUCUCGGAUACGCCGGUGGGCGCGAGCUGACCGAGGCAAAGAUGCUACAUGGCGUCUUCUCCGAUGGGGACGUUUAUUUCAACUCCGGGGACUUGAUGGUGCAAGACGCCAAAGGGUUUAUCAGCUUUUGGGACCGUACGGGAGACACCUACCGUUGGAAAGGUGAAAAUGUGGCCACCACAGAAGUCGGGGAGACUUUGAGCAUGUUGGACAGUUUGCGGGAAGUCACAGUUUACGGCGUGUCCGUUCCAGGAUGUGACGGCCGGGCAGGAAUGGCCACUUUAGUGCUACAGCCGGACGCAAACUUUGACGGCCCUCAAAUCUACCAGCACGUGGCCGAGCUGCUCCCGCCAUACGCCUGGCCUCGCUUCCUGCGUCUCCAGGAGCAGCUGGAGAUGACGGAAACCUUCAAGCAGAAACGGUUCCGUCUCGUGGAGGAAGGAUUUGACCCCAGACGGAUCUCCGACCCGCUUUACGUGCUGGACAUCGGCGCGAGGACUUAUGUCCCUCUCACUCUGGACGCCUGGACGAAGAUCGCCGUGGGGGAGCUACGUCUGUAACAGACACUGUGUCAGGAUUCCGGCAGUUACCCCCCCAUUUAAAUCCUGAGUCUCGAACCAAAUUUCCAAAACUUCCAAAGGAUUUAUUGGGAGUUAACAUGCCGGCACUGCCUGAGUGCAGCUGACUCUGAGAUACAUCAUUCACGGUCACUCUUGACCCUGGUUUUCCCCCUGGGUGUAUUGUAAUUCAUAUUCUCCAAUGGGACACCUCCAUAGCCCAGAGUCAUCCAUCAUGCUCUCCGGUUAGAUAUUUGCACGGCAGAAACUUCGGUCACCUAGUUACUAUCUUUGAAAAAACAUUGAUGGAAUGCACUUUCGGUUUUGUCCUCGACUUAUAAUGGAGGCAGGAAUCAAACUUUGCUGAGCUGGGCCGCUGUAAAAAAAAAUCAAAUAUUUAAAAUUCCCAUCGUCCAUCCCGCCGCCUGUUAUUUCGAUGCCUCUCCUCCCUUCCAUACCCGAGCUGAUUUUACGGCAUUUAUUUUUUUUCCCCUCGUGGCUGUCCUUCAGCAAAAUUGUGCAGUCAUUAAGUGCGCCCUUGUCCACGAAGAGCCAGAAAACCGGAAUUUAAACCUCGCUUUCUGGUUAAAAAAAAUAAAUAGAGCAAAUCAGGAGGCUGCCGAUGGUCCCUUGCGCAGAGUGUGGGAGGCGUGGUCGUGAUGUGGAAACUGGAUGGGAAGCUUAUGUCGUAAGUCGGGGAUGCUCAACGGUCGUAAUCCGAGGCCUGCCUGUAUUCCUGAAUCCUCCUACCUCUAUUCUCACACAACCUGUUCCUUGCAACGCAACCGAUUUUUACAAAUUGGGGCUGGAUUCUCCAAUGUUUCUCAUUUUUUUUCCUACGAGGUCUUUAAAAAUCUAAAUAUUCUUCUUUUUAUAUCUGACCCACAUCGCCUGCCUACCCCCAAACCCAGGACACAAAACACCCUCUGGGGCUGGGUGAUUUUUCUCACGGUUGACUGGGGGGGGGGGAAAUUCCCCUUUUUUGGGGGGUGGGCAUCGCCGAAGCUUGGGAGAGCAUUUGUAACCCUAAUUUCCUCCGUCUUCUAUUAAAUCCCUGAUUGGGAGGUGCUGAGAUUAGACCCAUUUUAAAGACUGGGGAAACUGAGGCCCAGGUAGGAGUCAUAAGCUAAGGGAUGUAUGUUAUAUGGUGGCUUUUGUUAGUAUUUUGGUUUUUUUUUUCUUAGGAAUUGUAUGUCAUGACUUUGUAUUUAAUCAACCCGCCUAAUUUGGGGUGUAAGAUUUGUUAACCGUGGUUUAUUUACUCUUAGGAGCUAUGCAAAAGUCAGGAAAGGGCUGACCUAACCAGCAUUUUUUGCACUUUGGAUACAAAAGCAACCCCCGGUUUUCUCCCUCCACCCCAAGCAAUGCAAUCGGUGGCCUACCUCGCAAGGGCAGUUUUCCCCUCUCCUUGCAAUCUUUCUAGCCAGGACGGAUAAAUCAGUCCAGAGCUGCUCACCGUGAUGCCUCGGAUGGGGUGAAUCUAUUUCAAUUCCACAGGGGGGGGGGGGGGGGGGGGGGAUUCAGAUCUUUUAAACCAGCUAUCAUGUCUGUUUCAAAGUUGGGGUUUGUUUGUU